This is a messenger RNA of Sporisorium graminicola, 984 nucleotides long. RefSeq lists its product as uncharacterized. Gene Ontology annotation, biological process: pyridoxine biosynthetic process; amino acid metabolic process; pyridoxal 5'-phosphate biosynthetic process. Gene Ontology annotation, molecular function: amine-lyase activity. The record is from RefSeq and is a predicted model, not a curated record. The transcript has a single exon. NCBI's taxonomy places the organism in Eukaryota, Fungi, Basidiomycota, Ustilaginomycetes, Ustilaginales, Ustilaginaceae. The coding region runs from base 1 to 984 and encodes 327 amino acids.
AUGUCUGCCGAGAACCCAACCAUCCUGCCCGCCACCAACGGAGCUGGUGCCGCUGCCACUGCCGCUCCUGCCCGCACUAACGGCUCCGCCCCGAAGAGCGAUGCCAACCUCGGCACCUUUGGCGUCAAGUCCGGUCUCGCCCAGAUGCUCAAGGGCGGUGUCAUCAUGGACGUCGUCAACGCUGAGCAGGCCCGCAUCGCCGAGGACGCCGGUGCAUGCGCCGUCAUGGCGCUCGAAAAGAUCCCCGCCGACAUCCGUGUUGAGGGUGGCGUCGCCCGCAUGUCGGACCCUGCCAUGAUCAAGGAGAUCCAGGAGACCACCACUGUCCCCUGCAUGGCCAAGGUGCGCAUUGGCCACAUUGUCGAGGCCCAGAUCCUGCAGGCCAUCGGCGUCGACUACAUCGACGAGUCCGAGGUGCUCACCCCCGCAGACGACCAGCACCACAUCAACAAGCACAACUUCAAGGUCCCCUUCGUCUGCGGUGCCAAGAACCUCGGUGAGGCGCUCCGUCGUAUCUCGGAGGGUGCUGCCAUGAUCCGAACCAAGGGUGAGGCCGGUACCGGCAACGUUGUCGAGGCGGUUCGUCACCAGCGCACCAUCCAAGGCGAGAUCAAGCGCGUCUCUUCGAUGAGCGACGAGGAGCUCUACGCCUACGCAAAAGACAUCCAGGCUCCCUUCCACCUGCUCAAGGAGACCGCCCGCUUGAAGCGUCUGCCUGUCGUCAACUUUGCCGCCGGUGGUAUCGCCACGCCCGCCGACGCUGCCCUCAUGAUGCAGCUUGGCAGUGACGGUGUCUUUGUCGGCUCGGGUAUUUUCAAGGGCACCAACCCCGCUCAGCGUGCGCGAGCCAUUGUCGAGGCUGUUACCCACUACAACGACCCCGCCAAGCUCGCCGCUGUCUCGGAGAACCUUGGCGAGGCCAUGGUCGGUCUCAACAUUACCAAGGACAUCAAGGGUGGCCGUCUUGCUGACCGCGGCUGGUAA